AUGGAGUUCGAGGCCACCGCCGCGCAGGCGCCGAGGAGGGACGCCAGGAAGCUGGUGAGGUGCCCGAGGCUGCAGCUCGACGCCAAGACGGUCACGGCGGUCGAGCAGUCCACCGGCACGUCCAUCGCCGACCCGGCGCCGGUCGCCGCCGGCCCGGGCGGCGGCGCGAUGCGCGUCAAGGUCGUGCUGAGCAAGCAGCAGCUCAAGCAGGUGGCCGCGGCCGUCGCCGCCGGCGGCGCCUUUGCGCUGCCGCCCGCGCUGGAGCAGCUGGUGAGCGCUCUCAAGCGGCAGCACGCGAAGAAGCAGGCGGCCGCGGCGGCCGAGGAGGCUGCUGCCGCGAGAGCGAGACGCCAGGGGCGGUGGUCGCCGGCGUUGCACAGCAUCCCGGAGGAUAUCUUCAGCUAG
Messenger RNA from Lolium rigidum, 405 nucleotides. RefSeq lists its product as uncharacterized. The transcript has a single exon. Bases 1 to 405 code for a protein of 134 amino acids. The record is from RefSeq and is a predicted model, not a curated record. Lineage: Eukaryota; Viridiplantae; Streptophyta; Magnoliopsida; Poales; Poaceae.